GAUGCGUUCGCAACGUGCUGCCGGAAGCUGAAGCAGAACCGUGUCGGGUUUCGUUUUUUUCAGAGUGUUCCUUGUCCGGUGUGGUGUGCUGAGUGUUUGGAUCAGCUUCAGGAGUAGCCCACUUCCCUCGGGAUAUGUGGGAUCCGUUGGGGGAUGGGCGAAAAAAAGAAUGAUAAGAAAGUGAACUGAGAUAGUGUUGUGAUUUCGGGACCUUGGGCUGAUUACGGGUUUUUUUUUCGGAUACGGGCCGUAAGACUACAAUCGAAGGAAACGGGACAUCGCUGUUAUUAAAUGCUCGUUGGUGGGAGACGACACUUUCGCCUGAAAGUAUACUCCGUGUACCGUAGGAUACAGACCAAUCAAAACACCAUCAAAAGCGAGUGUUUUGCGUUAUAUCAUUAGGGACGGGCGUGUGCUGUGUGGGGUUGUUUUUGUUGUUGUGUUUUUUUUUUCAUUUCGUCCUCUCGGUGCGUUGGGUGAGGCAGGAGUCAUCUUUACUUUACUGCUAUAAAGAUGUUCCUAGAGCUAAGGAUCCGGUACUAGGAUCCGUAUCGUGCGACGCUGACAUCGCGGGAAAUGGUGUGUGAUGACACGGAGUCUCGCUAGACACAAAAAGCUACCCACAGGCAUGCCACAUAACAGUAGCUACGAUGGUGGUCGUAUGAUGCGAAAAGGGACCACCGUACCCCAUCUGUCGCCAGUUUGCUCCCAAGUGGCUACACUAGUGUAUAAGUGAUGAUGUGACGAGUUUGCAUUGUGCUGUCGCUUCAAGAUCCGAUUCUGGCGUUGAUGGGGGACAGAAUCAACUUUAAAAGGGGUGCUCGGGGAAAAGUACAGACGGACGGCUGGAGGAUGAAACGUUGUGAAAUAAUUAGAAAGUGCACUUUCGUAAUGAUUCCGUGGUAAAAGUUUUGCGAAUGUGACACACAUAGGUGGAUGAGAGAAUAUUUUCGAAAAUAAAUUUAUCAAAGUGAGUGAUAUUUCAGCGUCACCUGUGACUUGAGGGUUCCGUAAAAUUUAAGCUUCAACACAAUCUAAUUUUGAGCACGCGAGCAAUACGGUUCCAGAAUAAGCAGAUUGAGUGUUUAUUGUUGUAAAAGAAGCAGCGAAUAUUAAGAAAAACAACCGCAAAAAAAAGUUGCCGUGUUACGACAAACGGAGAGUGAAAGUGGUUUAACGAGACAAGCAUUGCCAUUGAGACAAAAACUUUACGAGAGCCAGGCGUACAGUCGUGGCGGUUCCAGUCUGCAAGAAAACAGGCAACGUCGAGCAUACGAGAAGUGGACUUGUAGUGUUGUUUUGCCGCGCUUUUUUUUGGGCCGGAAAUUGUGCGCGAGUGAUUUUUCCGCUACUGUGUUGCUGGAGAUCGUCCAUCGCGAGGAUCGGUGUAAGUGCCGGAUUUUGUUUUCGCGUGGCAAAUUAAACGGAUUUGAGGGCUCAGCAGGAAAAUCGUUCUGUUUGGGUGCGGUAGGAUUCUCCGAAAGAUUCUGUCUGGAUGUGUUAGUGGAGCAAGCCACCGUUUAGCCGACAAUAGCUGUUAAGGUAUCCCGGAGUCGUACGACCAUUCACCAGAUCAUCCCGUAGAACGCCGCCGGAGAUUUUUUCCUCCGCCAACUCGAACAACCGGGUGUGAGCUUCGGGCAGCAGAGAAACGCUAACCAUGACCAUCAGCGCCAUCAAUCAACAACAGUGCUGGCUGGAAAGUUACCGUUCAUUCGCCGUCACCGUCUUCGCAGUCAUCUUAGCAGGCAGUGCCGGCUUCUUGGUUGUGGCUGCGGCUAUCCCCACCCAUCGUUGUUCACCCUUCACCAACACCGCCAGCAGCAGCAGCAGUAGCAGCGGCAGUAUCCACAUCACCGGCAUCAACGUCAAUGGAAGCAGCAGCAGAAGCUAACUCACCAACCAUAUAGCCGGGCAGGGCAGUAAAACUCCUUUAGCAUAAAAUCAUGAAUUUCCACAAGGCUCCACCGCCCAGCCACGGGACCAACCCGCUCUCUAAACCCAACGACGUGUACGAUUACAUAUUCAUCGAUAGCGGCAGCCCUGAUUCGUACCUAGCAGGCGAGCUGGUCAGCAGCAUCGUGAACGACAGUCUGCUGCUCAAUGGCACCACACUCGGCACCAACGGAACCGAACUGGGUGGACUGGGCAACGGUACGGAGUCCGGGCUGGACGAACCACUCGGCGAUGUCAUCGUGAUGGCGGUGACGUCACUUAUCCUUGGACUGAUGAUACUAGUUACCGUUAUAGGAAACGUUUUCGUAAUUGCUGCCAUCAUACUAGAACGUAAUUUACAAAACGUAGCGAAUUAUUUAGUAGCGUCACUCGCCGUGGCAGAUUUACUCGUAGCCUGCUUAGUUAUGCCGUUGGGUGCUGUUUACGAGAUAAGCCGAGGCUGGAUUCUGGGCCCCGAACUAUGUGAUAUAUGGACGUCAUGCGAUGUUCUCUGCUGUACGGCUUCCAUUCUACAUCUGGUGGCUAUUGCCACGGACAGGUACUGGGCGGUGACCAAUAUCGAUUACAUGCACUCCCGCACUAGUCGCCGGGUGUUCACGAUGAUCUUCCUAGUGUGGUUUGCCUCGGUCAUCGUCUCGCUAGCGCCACAGUUCGGCUGGAAGGACCCGGACUAUCUACAACGAAUAGAGCAGCUCAAAUGCAUGGUUUCGCAGGACAUCGCAUACCAGAUCUUUGCGACGUGUUGCACCUUCUAUGUUCCUCUUUUAGUCAUACUAGUGCUGUACUGGAAGAUCUACCAAACCGCACGGCGGCGGAUACACCGUCGGCGGCCCAAGCUUCCGGUGACGGGUAAUAACAAUCAGGAAGAAACACCAAAAGCAACAAAAUCGAAAAUACGCUUCCGUCUGAAGAAGAAAUUUGGCAAUCCUGCCAAAUCGGCAGCUUCCUCGCUGGGGCUGGUGGAGGGCAACUCGACCAACACGGUCAACACCGUCGAGGAUACCGAGGGCAGCUCGAAUGCGGAGCGGAAGGCGGGUGUGGAAACGGUUUUCAGCAGCGAUGAGACACCGCCCACGGCCAACAACGGCAACCAAAUACCGACCGUUUCCCAUGAGGUGGCCCACCGGCAGCUACCCACUUCGCUGGAGGCCAACAAUAACAAUCACAAUAACAACAACAGCAACAGCCAUACGUCUUCAGGGAGCAGCACCGUCAAUCAGCUGACGGCCCAGCAGCAGCAGUCACAGCAUCCACCUCAGCCCAGCACGCUGCGAGCGGUUGGCAAUAAUUCCCUGCUAACACCCGUUCAAAAUUCACCUAGUUUAUCGGGGACGCUAGCCGCGGGCGUCCACACCGGAUCAACUCAGAAUAUCGCCAGUACUCCGAACCCGCACGCACAGGUUUCCAAACGAAAGGAAACACUGGAAGCGAAGCGGGAACGUAAGGCGGCCAAAACGCUGGCCAUCAUCACCGGUGCGUUCGUCGUCUGUUGGUUGCCAUUUUUUCUGACAGCACUGCUGCUGCCACUGUGCGAGUCCUGCUACAUCAACGACUACGUGGCGGCCCUCUUCCUGUGGCUGGGCUAUUUCAACUCUACGCUCAAUCCCGUCAUCUACACCAUCUUCAGCCCGGAGUUCCGGCAGGCGUUCAAGCGGAUCCUGUUCGGGACGCACCGGAGCACCACCUAUCGCCGCGGAAAGCUGUAAUACUGUGCGGGGUAGUAGGGUGGUGCCACUGGUGGUGCGCCCUCCUUAGACCACCGCGGUUCCAACUUCGGUGGUGCUGUAAAUAAUCUGCGAUACGGCGCGAAGGACCACGCUGCGAGAAGAUGCUGAUGAUGAUGAUGAUGAUGAUGAUGACGAUAGUUCAACCCCGGAAGCAAAAAAAAACGGCCAGCACAUUUGUGCAUGGGAUCCAUUUAUGGCCAUCAACAGUAAGACGAGUGGGAUUCGAACGGACUUUGUCAAAAAAACCACCACCUGUUGGAGUGCCAUGCGAAGGAUACCACUACUACUCGUCGUCGGGCGAGCGGGAUGUUCCAUCCAGUCUAUCUAUCUAUCUAUCUGUCUACGCUAUAGCUGGCAAGUAUGAUAGAAGCCAGCAGUGCCAGUAUAUGCCAAAUUUUAUUACUAUAUUUCCGGUCUUCUGUUUUGCUACUGAGAGGAGACUGUCCAUGGCGGUAGAACACAUCGGGUCAUGAAGUUGGUAAUAACCUCUGUAAAAUGUAAAGCGUCCGGAGGGGGGAAGAGGGCAGGGGAUUUGUGUACCAGAAUGGAACCAAACACUGUGUAAGUAUAUAAAGUUUCAAUGCGAAGGAUCUUCGUAUGCAAUGUGACAGGAUUUGAAAACACUCACAGACACAAAAACCAACUUGGGUAAAGGAUUUGUCUAGUAGGUAAGGUAGGCUAGAGGAUUUGAAUUAUGUACAGUGUAAUCAAAGCAAAUAUUAAAACACAUGUAAACAGAACCUGUCGGGUGUCCCAGGUAUCGAAGUGCUAGAUUAAGCCGUGUUCAGAGCAACCAUUAUUAGACUAAUCUGUACAAUAAUGUAAAUACGUGGAAGAAGCUGGCGUUACAAGCCAAUUACGAUCGUUAUCAAGGAGUCCGCUGAAGAUAAGGGCGAAAGCAGUGCGAGCAAAAUUCUUGCUCAUUAAAAAUAAUGAGAACUACCUGACGAAAAAAAAACCGAACCAACACGAUUGUGGCGGGGCGGCAUGCGAUGAUGUCAAACGAGUCUUUGCUAAACUCAACGGAAGCUACGGCACACCCAGCCGGCCGGCGGAAGAGCAACCGAGCUAUGACAACGCAGGGACUGAAAAAAGGAGCGAAUCGUUUACUGCGGAAGUAGAUUGGAAAAAUGAAAUCCAAAAUUAAUAAAUUUUCGCACCGCGUUGUCGGUGGUGGUGGGCGGCUGCCCACCGUUGCUUUAUCGUGCCGAUGGGACACAUAAAUGUCAAGUGCUGGCGGCGAUUAGGGGAAAAAUCCAACACUUUUUUUCCGGAUUGCCUUUGCCAUGGUUACCGUGUCUCAUAUCUAGUAUCUGGGAAUCAAAUUCAAGUUGGCCUUGCCUGGCGUGACGUUAGUCGUCAGGAUUGCCAAGAAUAGCACGUUUCCUUAAAGUAGGAUGUAUUUUGGGAAAAGCGAACCGCUUCGCAGGUGAAUGGUAGGCAUGAGAUUUCUUGCUAAAAAGAAAGUGAAACCUUGACGUCAGCUGUUGGCACAAGCUCAUCCAAGUAGCUUUGCCUGAUUAUCCCGAAUAUCCGGUUUGACAUUUUAGUGAGAUUUUGAAACAACCGAAUAAGUUUGAUAUUUUUUGAGUUUGUUGAACAGAGUAUUAAUUGAAAAGUUUAGAGGUUUUUAAUUUUAUAUCACUUGAAAUUAGAUUUUUGUUAAUCUUUUAAAUCUAAGAGGGGAGCAAUUUUUAGACUAAUUUUACUUAAACAUACAGAUAGAUAUGCAAGAAGGACUAAUUGAGUUGUAUAAACACUAAGGGGGAAUGUUUUUAACAGGAAAGUGAAUUAACCUAUCAGAGACAGAGAGGGCGGACAAAGUUAACAGCGAAGGAGAUGGUAGAUGAAAGAUUAUUUACCCAACUAACAGCCUGAUUGUUAACACGUACGUUAAGUACGUGGGAAUCUGAUUGCCAUAAGUACACAGCGUGGUCUGAGAUUGGGCAGAUCCGGGUUGCAUGGUAAUCAAGAAAAGAAUACCACCUCAUUCUCGCCACUACAGUGCCAUUGAAAAAAAAACAUUUAUCCUCCUUGAUGGUUUAAUAAAAUGCUCUCCAAUUUGUAACAGUAUUUAUUAAGGUGAUCGAUUGGUUCUCCUCCACUCGUAACAAUGCAGUUGCCCAGAAAGUAAAUUUAGCUGAUAUUUUAACUUUAUUUAACAAUAUGUUUAGUAAAGUUUUUUUAUUAUUUCAAUUAUAGAAGUUUUAACCUUAAGGUCAUUUGCCUCUUCGGGUUAGAAAAAUCGCUUAUGAAUAAUUCCUAACCCUAUGUGCGGGGUCGAGACUCGAACCCAGGUGCGCUGCCUACAAGGCAAUCGAUUUACCAACUACGCUGCGCCCACCUUAUUAUUAGUAAAGUUUUUGUGCUUUGCAAGACCCUUCUUUUCGUUUAAACAGAAGCUAUGGUGGUUCUGAUUUUAGCAAGAUUUGCAAUGGAACUUUUUAACGGUUCGAGAUAGGGCUUGAUUGCCUUCGAUAAAGUAAAUGUAAGCUUUAGGGUGUUCUUUAAAAACCGGAUUCAUUUCUAUAAUUUUUGUAGUUUUUAUUUUACACUAAAGUACUCUUUGGAUAACUUGAAGAUUAUUUUACGGUGCACAAUUUGUUUUUAUACGCCAACUACUAAACUUGUUCCGUGUCAAAGUUAUGAGAGCAUUUACCUACAUAAAAAUAUAACUUCAUUAAAUAGUAUUAAGUUUGA
Messenger RNA from Topomyia yanbarensis, 6383 nucleotides. RefSeq names its product 5-hydroxytryptamine receptor-like. Gene Ontology annotation, cellular component: membrane. NCBI's taxonomy places the organism in Eukaryota, Metazoa, Arthropoda, Insecta, Diptera, Culicidae. The coding region runs from base 1947 to 3662 and encodes 571 amino acids. Gene Ontology annotation, biological process: adenylate cyclase-activating adrenergic receptor signaling pathway. Gene Ontology annotation, molecular function: G protein-coupled amine receptor activity. The record is from RefSeq and is a predicted model, not a curated record. The transcript has 12 exons.